AUGGCAUUAACUUCAGAGACUCCCCCAGGAUUUUGGCGUCUAAGCGUCAGCCUUUCUCAGCUUUCGAAUAAACUCCCCCAGUUUCUGUGCUGUGGUUGUUCUGGUGUAUAUUCCUUCCAAAUCACUAGUGUACCAUUGUCUUGUUUCCCUCUUCAAGAAACAUGCCCCACUAGUAUAUCCCUUCCAAAGUCUUUUAUCCUAAGCGUUCCGUGUGAUAGCUCUCUCCUACCAUCACCAUACUCCACUUGGUUUUCUUUCUAA
Molecule: messenger RNA, 261 nt
Organism: Blumeria graminis f. sp. triticale
Lineage: Eukaryota; Fungi; Ascomycota; Leotiomycetes; Helotiales; Erysiphaceae
Source: the annotation of a GenBank genome assembly